Acanthoscelides obtectus is the source of this 331-nucleotide messenger RNA. The record is from the annotation of a GenBank genome assembly. NCBI's taxonomy places the organism in Eukaryota, Metazoa, Arthropoda, Insecta, Coleoptera, Chrysomelidae.
AAUGCCACGAGCUGAAAUUUCUGGUUUUGAUAGAACACGAAUAGUAGCCCUCUUCCAAGCUGGAUUUUCAAAUCACCGAAUAGCACUGGAUUUGGGUAUCCCAAGAAGUUCGGUUAUUCGAACAAUUCAAAGAUUCCAAGAAACUGGCUCAGUUGAAAAUGGGCCACGCAGUGGGCGUCCUCGAGUAACAGAUGAUAGGGGGAAUCGUUACAUUGCUCUAUUAUAUAAUAUAGGAAUAGAUUUUCAACAAGUACAGCUAUCAGAUCGCAUAUUCAACAUACGUUUCGAAGAGUUAUUUCCACUUCUACCAUCAGAAGAAGAUUGCGAAUGA